This is a messenger RNA of Ananas comosus (pineapple), 957 nucleotides long. Its product is annotated as selenoprotein H. Lineage: Eukaryota; Viridiplantae; Streptophyta; Magnoliopsida; Poales; Bromeliaceae. Gene Ontology annotation, cellular component: Golgi apparatus. The coding region runs from base 121 to 603 and encodes 160 amino acids. The record is from RefSeq and is a predicted model, not a curated record. The transcript is spliced from 4 exons.
UGACCAUAACUCGUGGGAGCCAUGGCGAUUGGCGGGAAACCCUUCGCCAUCUCCUCCACUCGUUUGGCUUCUCCAGCACGGAGCUCGAGAGUCGCUUGAAAACGAAGAGCGACCACGACGAUGGCUCCCAAGAGGAGGGCGAAGGGCUCCGGUACGACGACGACGAUCGCCGCCGCCGCCGCCGCCGCCGCCGCCUCGCCGCGGAGGACUCGGAGCGCCACCGCCGCCGGGAAGCGGGCGGCGGCGGAGGAGACGAAGGGUUCGAAGGGAAAGAGCAAGGCCUUUGUAGAUAAAGAGCCCCUCGCUCCGCCCCCUAUCUCCAGUGGCGAUGGCGACGCGUCGAAGACGAUCAUCGUCGAAGCAUGCAAGCAAUGUAAUUCAUUCAAGACAAGGGCGAUAAAGGUGAAGGACGGCUUGGAAAGUGCUGUCCCAGGUGUGACUGUAACUAUUAACCCUGAAAAGCCACGGCGAGGAUGCUUUGAGAUACGUGAGGAUGGUGGCGAAGUUUUUGUCUCACUACUGGAUAUGCCACGACCAUUCAAGCUGAUGAAGAACCUUGAUAUGGACGAAGUUAUUGUGGAUAUCGUGAAGAAAAUUUCUUGAGUGGAUAUGUCAGCCUGUAUUAGGAAAAAGAUUUGUGAACAUUGUCAAAAGUCCUUUCAAAUUUGCGAGCUUCUUUUGGGGGCUAUCAAUGAGCCAGUGAAGCUUGCCGCUUCUGAUAUUGCGGAAAACACAUUGUCUCUAGACAUUUUGAGAUUUGCUUGAUUAGGCUGCUUGUUAAAUUAAUCUUAAUUUGGGAUAUUUGCAGUUUCUUUCGCCUUAUUGGACGAGGAAUAGGAUGAUGCAGAUUAAAUGUUGUCCGGUGUAUUUUGGAAGUUUUAGGUUCUUCGUUUGCUACGGUUACCAGGAUUUUUUAGUGUUUUUGGGACCUGAAAUUCUAUCGACUUGGUUGAUCUA